AUGAAAAAAGAAAUUAUUGUCGACGUAAAAUCCAAUCCUCGCACACAUACUAAUGGUGAUAAAGACAUAAUUAUAGAGAAAAAAAAAAAAAUAAAAAAGAAGAAAGAAAAUGUUAACGUAAGUAUAAAUGUAAAUAUGAAUGUAGAAAAUGUAAAAAAUGUGGAAAAUAUAAAAUGUAUAAAAAAUGAAAAAUACAUAAAAAAUAUAAAAUCUAUAAAAUAUUAUAAUGAUAGAAAAAAAGAAAAAAAAAAUUAUCAAACGAAAAAUACGAAUAACAAUAUACAAUUCGGAAAUAGACUAGUCAGAAUAACAUUUAGUAGCGAUAAACAAAAAAGGAAGGAAUUUAUCAAAAAAAAAAAAAUGAAUAUAAUAAUGAAACAAAAAAAAAAAAAAAGAAAAGAAUUUGAAGAAAAAAAAAAACUUAUAAAUAAAUUAACAAAUAUAUUAAAUAUUGAAAAAGAAAAAGGAAAUUAUUAUUUUUUACCCAAAUGCUUAAAAAAAAAAAAAAUAUCCAAAUUAAAAAAAAUUAUUAUUUUAGAAAAGAAAAUUAAAAAUGAUCUAUAUCAAGAAUUAUUAAAACAAAAAGAAAAUAUCACUUCUAUGAAUGAUCAUCAGGAUGAUAUAUAUUUACAAGUUAUUCAAAAUAAAAUAAAAUGGAUACUGAAAAAUAAAAAUAAAAAUAAAAAAUAUAAAAUCAUAAAAAUAAAUAAUAAUAAUAAUAAUAAUAAUAAUAAUAACAAAAACAAUAAUAAUAAUAAUAAUAAUAAUAAUAGUAAUAAUAAAUUCGCUAGCAGUUCUUUUAAAAUACUAGCCAAAACCGAAAAUGUGCUAAAUGGUGAGUUACCUGACGUUCAGGUGAAUAAAUUAAAAAAUUUUAUACACACAUGGACAAAUAAAUAUGCAACAGAUUUGCGAAAAGGAAAAAAUGAUGAUACUAAGAGGCAUAUAAGACAACUGAUAAGUGUUGCAAAAAAAUUAGAAAAGUACACUGAUCAGAAUGAUAAGGAUAAUUUGAAAGAUAAAAGAGUUUCUUCGAAAAAUAAUUUUUUUUCUGUUGAAGAUUUUGAUAAGAAUAAAGCUGUUAAUGUAAAAGAAAAAAAAAAGAAUAGUGAUAUUAUAGAAAUAAAUGAGCAUAAUAUAUGCAACCAUAACAAUAAUAAUAAUAAUAGUAAUAAUAAUGAUGAUGAUAAUAAGAAUAAAAGUAUUACUAAUGUAAAUGAUAUGUUAAAAGAUGAAAUGCUAAAAAAUGAAAAAAUUUUAAAUUAUAUACAAGUCAGCAGAGUUGAAAAAAAAAUUUAUAUCAAUGAUUAUGUUGAUCAUGAAAUAACUGAUAAAUUAAAUACUAUGGUUAAAGAGUUUUUAAAAAAAAUAUCUCUUUCACAUGAAAAAUUGUUAUUGUUAAAAAAGAAAAAAAGAUAUUUCUUAGGAUUAAAAGAAUGUUAUAAACAUAUAUGUAUAGAUGAACCCAAAAUAGUAUUUAUUGCUCCGAAUAUUGAACCAUCACUAAAUAAUAUUUUCGAUGAUACGUUAGGAAAAAUAAUUUCUAAAUGUAAAGAAAAAAAUAUCCCUAUAGUUUUUGCUUUAAGUAAAAAUUUGUUAGGAAAAUGUAUAAAUAAAUCUAGACAGUCAAUUAUUUGUAUAAUUGAUAAUGAUUCUUAUAUAAAAGAAUGUAAUGAUAUAAUUAAUCUCGCUAACUCUUUGAGAUUAUCUAAAUGA
Plasmodium gaboni is the source of this 1716-nucleotide messenger RNA. Its product is annotated as putative SECIS-binding protein 2. Bases 1 to 1716 code for a protein of 571 amino acids. Gene Ontology annotation, biological process: selenocysteine incorporation. NCBI's taxonomy places the organism in Eukaryota, Apicomplexa, Aconoidasida, Haemosporida, Plasmodiidae. The transcript has a single exon. The record is from RefSeq and is a predicted model, not a curated record. Gene Ontology annotation, molecular function: selenocysteine insertion sequence binding; ribonucleoprotein complex binding; mRNA 3'-UTR binding. Gene Ontology annotation, cellular component: ribonucleoprotein complex.